Messenger RNA from Thrips palmi, 2191 nucleotides. RefSeq lists its product as uncharacterized. Lineage: Eukaryota; Metazoa; Arthropoda; Insecta; Thysanoptera; Thripidae. The record is from RefSeq and is a predicted model, not a curated record. The transcript has 4 exons. Bases 182 to 649 code for a protein of 155 amino acids.
GUUGCAGUCGCGGUUCAUUUCUUGCUCUGCCCGCCCAGUCAGAAAGUGCUUUGGUGUCCAGUGCCCUUCCACUUGCUUACAUUCUGUGUCCUGUCGUGUCUUAACUUAGAAUCAGAAACCUAUAUUUUUUUAAGCAGAAUCUCAUUCUUUUCUUGUUUCCUCCGUCUGGAAAUUUUAAGUCAUGUGGAACAUUCGGACUUUGUCUGCGUUCAUCGUGGUGGUGACAUUUUCGGUGCCUGCUUAUUCUUCUGCCCUUGAGACACAAGAAUGUUCACUGAUGACACUUCCCAGUGGCAUGAGACUGCACUGUCCAGACCCGAAAGAACCGGAGAAGACUGAUUGUUGCUAUGACAAAGAGACACCAGUGUGUUGCCUCAUGGACAAGGAGGGCCAAAAGCUGGUGAUGAUAGUUGCUUUGUCUGUCAUAAGCUCCUGUUUUAUACUGACAGUUUUGGUCAUAGUCUGUUGCUUCUGUCCCAAGUGUUUGCUUUAUGAUGCCUGCCGAGCAAAAUACACACGAGGAGAAAUUAUUGCUUACACAAAAGAAGAAGAGAUGGCUUUGAAUUCUACUAUGCCGUAUGAAGACCAAACUGAGAAAUCAAGUUACAGCACCCAAACUAUAAAAAUCAAACCAAUAGCUGAUGUAUGAACACUGCGGUUCUUUCAUAUUGUUUUGUAAUGGUUUUGUUGAAGCUGAGUCUGGGUACUUGAACUCCCUCCAUUCCCUCCAGUGUUAUUUUAUUUAUUUUUUCUUUGUCAGUAUUCCUACUAAGUAACUAUUUAUUUUUAUUUCUUGAUUCUUUAAUUUUUACUUCUUUGAUCUCUUAUUCCCUUUUUAUUUUUUUGUCUGGUAGGGAGGUCUGUAUUAAUAAUUUUUUUUCACAAUGUAAUUAGCUAUUUAUCUUCAUGUCUAAAAUAUUGUGUCUUCUGUGGCAUGUUUUACUGGUUUUACAUAUAAGGACUGUGCAUCAAGUCCACUAUACAAUCAUUAAUCUGGUGUGCAUUUGAUAUGGUUGUGACAUCUCCUGGGGCAUGCAUUUUAAUGCUCUUCUCCAUAAAUUUUCUGUAGUUUAAUGCAGGCUUGCUUUUGUAUUCGUUUUUGACACCAUGAAACAAUUUUGUACAAUUUUUAUCUCUACUGUUAAAUUAGAAUGUAAACUCAGACCCCACAACUGUGUGACUUCCAAGCUUUGGAACUUUUUUCCAAAGCAACUGAAGUCUUAUUGCAGUAUUCUAUUUUGUAAGUGGACCUAUGCUUUGGAGUUUAUAUUGAGGUUUAUCUUAACAAAACCUCUGAGACUUUUUUUGUCCCUUCUCCAAAGCCUCCUAAACAUAUUUUUCAUACACAAUGAGUUAGUAAGCUAGCUCACGAGUCUGCUUUUUUGUAUCCCUCUAGUAUAAGUAAUGGAAACUUGUGUUCACCUUCAUUGGAAGGCUUUUGCAAAGUUUGAUAAGCUAGACAUAAUAAUCUGCCUGGCCUGAGCUUAUAUUCGUUAUUAUUAUGUGAUGUCUUCUGAAAAAGAAACAUUGUGAUUGUAGAUGAUAUAGUUGUAAAGAAUCAUAUGUAAUUUUUACUUGGCAUGAAAGCCUUUUACUUUUGUAAAUUUUUGUAUUGUCCAGCCCAGUUCUUGCCUACAUGAAACUUUGUAUGUGAAACUUUUAGUGUAAGUUCUGUGCAGCUGUUCUGAUAUCUGUCAGAUGUUGCUGUUUCUAGUCAAGAGUAAGUUGGUACAAAAACGUUUUCUAUGCAUAAGGAUCAUUUAAUGAGCAAAAUAGUUUUAAUUUUCUCAGCCUAAGUUUGUUAUUUUAACAACUUCACACUGCAUGCAAUGUCCAAAAUCACUUUUCUUUUCAUCAUCUCAAGAAAGCAGCUAUAGCUUCUAUAUUGAACUCAAUUUGCUUUGUCGCCUUGUACUAUAACAGCCAAUAUGUUUUGUUUAAAAUGUAGUCGUCCAAAUCUCAGUACUCAGCUUCAGUUGAGUACACGGCUGAUUUUAAUUUAGUGUGGACGUGCCAAAUCCAGUUAAUGUAAUGGUAUUAUGAGCUGCACAUGUAAUUGCCAAUGAGUGUUUAGGGCAACAUUUUAGUGCCAAACUUGUACCGUCCAGGGUCUCUGAAGUAGUAGUGCUUCAACUUCUUCAACCCUUCAGUGUUAAUGCUUCUUUUUGAAAUAAAACAAUAACCAACGUAA